This is a messenger RNA of Cylindrotheca closterium, 1056 nucleotides long. Lineage: Eukaryota; Bacillariophyta; Bacillariophyceae; Bacillariales; Bacillariaceae. The record is from the annotation of a GenBank genome assembly.
AUGACGCCAAGCUCACGAUCUACUUUCCUUUCACAGCGGUUGGGUCUUAUUUUCUCAGUGAUGCUGCUUCCAGGAACGACGACAUGUAUACGAGGUUUCACACCACACGUGACCAAGUUUUCCCACUGCCGAUCCUUUCAUUCGACGACGACUCGUUUUCUAAACCGAUUCUUGUUUGACAAUCUAGAAACCAAGAGUGACGAUGCUUUCAAUACAACCAAUACCUCGGAGACUGUUCCAAGAGUCAUAUUGGCAAAGGAUGAUUACCGGACUGUUCAUGCUGCCAAGACACUAGGACUUUCAAAUGGCGACAAAAUACGAGCUGGUGUUGUCAGCUGUGGGGAGCACGAUGGACUAUGGACUGAUGAUGCAACAAUUGAAUGGAUUCCAGAAGGAAAAGUGAAGAAACCAGAGGUUCAAAAGAACGGCAACCCACCAGGAUCGCUUUCCAUUCAACUCGACAACUUGCUUCCACCCGAUGCUCCAUCAGAUCAGAUAUUAGUCAGCCUACUUUUGGCACUUCCACGGCCACUUCAAUUAGGUCGAAUGUUGCCGAUGAUUUCUCAAAUGGGGGUUGACCAGCUUAUCUUGACGUCUGCGGAUAAGGUUCCAAAGGACUACUUUGGCUCUCACUUGUUUCGAAAACCAGAAAAAUUGCAAGAACUGAUGAUUGAAGGUCUAUGUCAAGCAGGAGAUGUCCGACUUCCGAAACUCAAGAUCAUUCGCAACCUACGACGGUUCUUGGACGAAGACUUGGAAGAAGUUUUUCCUGCAGCCGAAUAUGCCCGAGUAAUUGCACACCCAAAGAGAGCUAGCGACACGAAAGAUCCGUUACGGAUGGGCCAAGUCAAGUUUCCAGUAAACUCUCCCCCACGAAUGGUGGUAGCAGUAGGACCUGAAGGAGGCUGGACGGAGCCAAAUGAAUUGGAUUUGUUUCAAAAGCAUGGAUUCCAACAGUGUACUUUGGGGACUCGAACACUACGAAGUGAUUGUGCCGUUGUGAGUCUGUUGGGGUUGGCUCAUGAGGCUUGCUAUCAACAAGGUCAAGGCUCAUAA